GGGGGAUUAAGAAAUCCAUCAUUCCAACCAACCCACCCACCUCUCGGCAUACACACCCCUCACAACACCAUGACCAGCACAGCCCACGUCCGACCAGACACCGAAGCCAUUCCCUACCAAGGCGAGCCGCUACCACACGUUGCUUCGGAUCUUGUAAUCCCCAAUGUGCUAUCCUUCGACUGCGACGAGAAGCUCUGGGUUCCGCAGGCCCCCAACGUCUGGUUUCGUCCUCUCGUGCUCUGCGUUUCCCAGGGCUACUUUGUCAAUAUCCUACGUGUCCGUCGCUCUGGGAUUCUUUCGCGACAUCGGCACUCCGGCCCUGUGCAUGCCACUACACUGCGUGGAAAAUGGCAUUAUUUGGAGCAUGAUUGGUGGGCUACGGAAGGAAGCCAUGCUUUUGAGCCGCCGGGAGAUAUCCAUACACUAGAAGUGCCGGAAGGUGUGGAGGAGAUGAUUACGCUGUUCCAUGUUACGGGUGCUUAUAUUUACGUUGAUCCUGCGGGUAAUCCUGUAGGAGUGGAGGAUGUUUUCUCAAAGCUUUCGAGCGCAAAAGCUCAUUAUGAAAAGGUUGGGCUGGGAGCAGAUUUCGUUGAUCAAUUUGUGAGGUGAGCCGUACAGAAUAUAUAUCCCAAAGGCAACAUCGAAGACCGCGUUGUUAUUGCUGCGGAUUAUCUCCAUUCACCUAUACUAUAUACACUUGGUACAACGCCUCGAUACCUGGAUACAAUAAAAUCUCCCGAAAAUUACA
Messenger RNA from Botrytis cinerea B05.10, 748 nucleotides. RefSeq lists its product as hypothetical. Bases 70 to 609 code for a protein of 179 amino acids. The transcript has a single exon. Lineage: Eukaryota; Fungi; Ascomycota; Leotiomycetes; Helotiales; Sclerotiniaceae. The record is from RefSeq and is a predicted model, not a curated record.